Molecule: messenger RNA, 1617 nt
Organism: Ictalurus furcatus (blue catfish)
Lineage: Eukaryota; Metazoa; Chordata; Actinopteri; Siluriformes; Ictaluridae
Gene: soul5
Product: heme-binding protein soul5
Exons: 7
Coding region: 136-786 (216 amino acids)
Cellular component (GO): cytoplasm
Source: RefSeq, a predicted model, not a curated record
ACAGCGCACGUGGGUGGGAUGGGACUUCUCUGCUUUCAUAACUGAUUUCACAACACAUUUCAGAACUCUUUUAUAAUCUGCGGCUUUAAAUAAAGAUCUGCCCCUCACACUGCAGAACAGGAUUUCUUCUCCAAAAUGAAUUGCUUAAUCGGAGCAGUUGUGUUGCUGUUAUCAAUUACAGCAGAAGCCAGAGUUGGCAACUCCAGUGAGCCCACAUCCUAUUGCACAGAGACCAAGGAGUGUCUGCUGUUUGAUCUGAUCUGUGAAGGAGAGGAAUAUGAGGUGCGUCAUUAUGAGGCGGCCAAAUGGGUGGCCACGGCGACAGAGUCCAUUUUUAUAGACGUGGCCAAAGUGAAAGCUUUCAGAAAACUUUACAAAUACAUCACCGGUGACAAUGAAGCAGGUGCCAAGAUCGAGAUGACCGCUCCGGUCCUCACUAAAGUGAAAGCGGACGUAUCUUGGUUGGAAAGCUCGGUGUACGUUCUCAGCUUCCUGUUGCCCUCUGCCUACCAGGAACAUGCUCCGCAGCCAAAUGACACCAGUGUGUACCUCACGGACAUGCCGGAUAUGAACGUGUACGUUAAGAGCUACGGAGGCUGGAUUUUAUCGCCAAUAGCUAGAAAGUAUUCUGCCCAGCUGAAAGAGGCACUCGAUAAAGCUCAAGCCUCUUACCAUGAAGACUACCACUACGACGUUGGCUAUAACAGCCCAAUGAAGCUGACGAACAGACAUAAUGAGGUGUGGUAUGUGGCCAAGGGAAAACCGGUGUGUCCACCUGCUGAGUAACAAUGCCUCUGCAUCAUCUACAGCACAUCUGAGCUAAAGCAGUUACAUUUAAAGCCCAAAAUAAAGUGGCUGUUUAUGAAUAAAUAAAUGAAUAACUGCGCAUAGAUUUACCUCAUAUUCUGAUUUUUUUUUCAGCUCCAAAAAACAGCAGAUUGUAUUGUUUCAUGCCAGACUUAAGGAAGGAAAAAAAAAAAAAAAAAAGCAUAACUGUCUUUUGAAUAAUUGUUGAUGAACUAAACCUUUGAGUCAGAUUCAUUAUUCCAAUUUAACAUUUGUUGUUUUUUAAAAAAAAAAAAAAAAAAAAAAAUCUUCAAGGCUUUUAUGGUCACAAUAAUUUUUUUUAAAUUACUGAACUGUUCAUUUUAUUUGUUUGAAUACCUUUCAGUGUAUGAAAGCAAGAACUGAACAGCAGCCCCAUGUUUUAUAGCGUUUGGCUUUGAUUUUUGUCUAUAACUCAGCAGCAGAGGUCGCCACUACCAAAAGAUUGAAUAACCCAAUUACUACAAGAUAUUUUUGUGAAUUUAUUGUGUAACAGAUUAAUUAUUUGUAUUUUAUAUGAAAACAUAUCAAAUAAAUAAAUAAAUAAAUACAGCUAAACAACAAAAUUAAGGCCACGGCUAUAGACAUUGAUGAACAUGUGUGUGAAGGAAAUAUUUGGUUUUAAAUAUGUGCCACUGACUCUUACAAUCAUUGGCUGAAGCGUUAUGUUUAUUCAUGUCUUUUAUUUCGUAUUUUUAUGACAUACGGUCAGACUGUUCGGUCUGUAGAUUUGAGCUGCUAAACCUUUCUGAAGUUCUUCAAGCAUGCAAAUAAACAUUUAGAGAAAGAAGA